ACAUCAACCUCAUCGUCAACAAUAUAUCAAUCGCCAUCUCACCGCGAGACUCUGGCAAGAUCCUUUCUUUCCUAGAUCUUUUGUCCCGCCUCACGCGAUUCCAUAGAAUUGGAGCGGUGAGUAGCCGAACUCGGGAUUUCUCUCCCUGCGAACAUCCGCAUAUGGCGCGGGAGUAACAAACCACCUUUUUCUGUCUAUUUGACGACCGAGGCAGCUCGGCGGGAAAUUGAAGUUCUCUUCAAUCAUUGAACCAAGCAGGAAGCUUUAUUCACGCCCUUUAUUUACGCCCAUCAUGGAGUAUCUGACCUCUCCCGGAGAUUCCUGUUUUACGCUACCCGAGGCAAAGAAGCUCGCGGGUCGCAUCAGGAAGCUGGGAUACAAAGUCAACGAGAUUCGUGGAGUUUGGAUUCAUUAUACGCAUCUGAAGCAGUCAUCACAGCAUACUCCCGAGAGCACAGAGCAGAAGCUCAACCAACUUCUCCCUGGAGUCUUGACUUCGGAUGCAAAAUCAAUCUUGGCAACACAACCAGGGAGCCUCUCCCAAAUCUACUAUAUCACUCCUCGAAAUAUCUCACCAUGGAGUUCGAAAGCGACUAGUAUCGCCCAUGUCUGUGGUUUGAAGGAACAGGUCCAUCGAAUUGAGAGGGGCCGCGCCGUCCUGGUCAACUUCGUAGAGCCUGUAGAAAGCGACGAUACCUUGUUUAGAGAUGUCAUCUACGAUCGGAUGACCGAAAAUAUCAGCACCGCCGAGCCUGAUCUGACUCAGAUGUUUGCAGAAGGAACACCCUUCCCAUUAGAGGUUAUUGAUCUAUGGGCCGAAGGAUCCACUCCCCUCGAGGUCCUGAAGCUGUACAACACGAAGCGCGGUCUCGCACUGGACCGUCUUGAGAUGGAGUACCUGGUCCAAGCUUAUACUCAAUUGGGUCGACCUCCUUAUGAUAUCGAAUUAUUCAUGUUUGCACAAGUCAACUCCGAGCAUUGUCGGCAUAAGCAAUUCAAUGCAAAUUGGACGAUUGAUGGCUUAGGAAUGGGCCAGAGUCUUUUUGACAUGAUUCGUAACACUCACAAGCAAAACCCAGCCUAUACCGUGUCUGCCUACAGUGACAAUGCGGCUGUUCUUCAGGGAGAGAUGGCAAGCUUCUGGGCACCUGACUAUUCUACGGGAAGCUGGAGACAGACGAAGGAGAAGGUUCAUUUCCUCGCAAAAGUGGAAACACAUAACCACCCAACUGCCAUCUCCCCGUUCCCCGGAGCUGCAACUGGCUCAGGUGGAGAAAUCAGAGACGAAGGUGCUGUAGGGAGAGGUUCCACUCCAAAAGCUGGACUUUGCGGUUUCUGGGUCUCGGACCUUUUGAUCCCGGACCACAAGGAGCCUUGGGAGAUUGAUAUAGGUAAGCCGGCGCACUACGCAAGCAGUCUGGAUAUUAUGCUUGAAGCACCUAUUGGUAGUGCGAGAUUCAACAACGAAUUCGGUCGGCCAUGUUUGACGGGCUGCUUCCGAACACUUUUGGUUGACACGGAUGCUGGGAGCGACGGCCGGGAGAUCCGUGGAUAUCACAAGCCCAUUAUGAUUGCCGGUGGAGUCGGCACUGUUAGACCACAGCACGCAAUUAAAGAUGGACGUGAUGUCAAAGAUGGUGCUCAUGUCAUUGUCCUUGGUGGCCCAGCAAUGCUGAUAGGUCUUGGUGGUGGUGCUGCCUCAAGCAAUGCAUCUGGUGAAGGAUCCGUCGAGCUUGAUUUUGAUAGUGUCCAGAGGGGCAACCCUGAGAUGGAAAGACGAGCACAGAUGGUUAUCAAUGCUUGUGUUGCUUUGGGGGAAAACAAUCCCAUUGCUUUCAUUCAUGAUGUGGGAGCUGGAGGGCUGUCCAAUGCUUUGCCCGAGCUUGUCAAAGAUGCUGGAUAUGGAGGAAACUUUGAGCUCAGACAGGUUGAGAGUGCGGACAGCAGUAUGAGUCCUCUACAGAUAUGGUGUUGCGAGGCUCAAGAACGUUACGUGAUCAUUGUCAAUCAGGAGGGGUUGAACAGAUUCGUCAGUAUUGCGAAUCGCGAACGCUGUGGGUUCUCCGAUGUGGGAGUAGUCCGUGCUAAAACAAGUGACGGUAUGUCGAGACUGAUCGUAACCGAUCGGGACUCCAAAGAAUACCCAGUGCCGAUCGACCUACCUAUGUCGACCCUAUUCCCAAAGGACCGCAAGCUGGACCGAAUUGUCAAGUCGAGAAAACUCAAACUUACGCCAUUUGACGCGCUGAAAUCUCUGCAAGACAGUUAUCCCCAGAUUCCGGAGCAUGAUCUCCUACGGAAGGCCAUUGAGAGAGUUCUUACACUACCCGCUGUUGGGUCCAAAUCUUUCCUCAUCACGAUUGGAGAUCGAUCAGUUGGGGGCAUGACAGUCCGGGAUCAGAUGGUCGGUCCUUGGCAAACACCUGUGGCCGAUGUAGCCGUUACCGCCACUGCAUUGAAUAUUGGAGACAAGAUCAAGACUGGAGAGGCCAUGAGCAUGGGUGAAAAGCCAACCUUGGCUCUUAUCUCACCAGCAGCUUCAGCCAGAAUGGCAGUAGCUGAGAGCUUGAUGAAUUUGGCUGCUGCACAUGUUCUUGGAGACCUUCCUCGCGUCCGGUUAUCAGCGAAUUGGAUGUCAGCUGUCAACCAUCCUGGUGAAGGUGCUGCCUUGUACGAAGCAGUGUUUGCCAUAGGCAUGGAGCUAUGCCCCAGGCUUGGAAUCAGCAUCCCAGUCGGUAAAGACUCGAUGUCGAUGAAAGCCACGUGGAAAGAUCAGAAAUCUGGAGAAGCUAAGGCGGUCACCUCUCCACUGUCGGUUGUAAUUUCGGCCUUUGCACCUGUUGCCAAUGUUCGGAGUACAUGGACACCGACACUUCGUAGACUCGAGGACGUCGGCGAAACAAUCUUGAUGUACGUUGACCUCGCUCAAGGACACAAGGCCUUGGGAGGUUCAGCACUCGCACAGGUAUUUGGACAGCUUGGGGACGAAGCCCCAGAUGUCAGAGACCCUGAUCUCCUGAUCGAUUACUACGAUGCGAUAAUUCAAUUACAUCAAACCGGCGUUGUGCUCGCGUAUCACGAUAUAUCAGAUGGUGGUCUACUGACUACGAUCGCGGAGAUGAUGUUUGCAGGUCGAUGCGGAGCCGAGAUCAUGCUUGAUGGUAUUUCGAAGAGCUCCUCCCCAUCUCAUAUACUCGAGACGCUCUUCAACGAAGAGCUUGGCGCCGUCUUCCAAGUGCGUAAAUCUGAUGAGGUCAAUUUCCUUCGCUGCUUCGCAACCUGUGGCCCACCACCUGGCAUGAUUCGCAAGAUUGGUCGUGUACCUGCGGCCUCCAAACAGCAACUCUCAAUUCGUUAUGGUCAAACCCCAAUCCUGCGCAUGGACCGCUCAGAAUUGCAGCAACUUUGGUCUACCACCUCUCAUCAAAUGCAACGCUUACGAGACAACGUGGGAUGUGCUGAUGCUGAAUUUGAAAACAUUCUGGACAACCACGACCCCGGAUUACAUUACAAGCUGACCUUCGACCCUAAAGAUAACAUCUUCCCAUUCAUGAGCUCAAUAACUAGCACCUUCGCCAAGGCACCCCGCGUCGCGAUCUUACGUGAACAAGGUGUAAACGGCCACGCUGAAAUGGCAUACGCCUUCAAAGUGGCAGGUUUUGACCCCAUCGACGUGCACAUGACUGACAUCAUCGGUGGACGCACGCUGUCUGACUUUGUUGGCAUCGCAGCAUGUGGUGGCUUCUCGUACGGCGAUGUACUGGGUGCCGGCCAAGGCUGGGCUAAAUCGAUUUUGAUGCAUGAGGAAAACGCGAGACCCGAAUUCCAGCGCUUCUUCGCUCGUCCUGAUACCUUCGCGCUCGGUGUUUGCAACGGAUGCCAAAUGCUUACCCGAAUCGCAGAGCUUAUCCCGGGCACUAGUCAUUGGCCUCUCUUCCUCGAGAACAAGUCUCAGCAAUUUGAAGCCCGCGUCUCCAUGGUACGCAUCCAAGACAACUCCAAGUCUCCGUCCGUAUUCUUGCACGGCAUGAACGGCUCAGCACUCCCCAUCGCGGUCUCGCAUGGCGAGGGACGUGCUUCCUUCCGCAGCCAGCAAGAUUUGGAUGCCAUGAAUGCAGAUGGACUCAUUCCAAUUCGGUAUGUGGAGAAUAGGGGAGGUGUCACCACCCGGUAUCCAUUCAAUCCAAAUGGCAGUCCCGAGGGAAUAGCAGGUGUACGAAGUUUGGAUGGCAGGGUCUUGGCACUGAUGCCUCACCCCGAGAGAACCAUCAUGGCAGAUGUGGGAAGUUACAUUCCGCCCGGGAAGCAGGAGGAGUGGGGCGAGUACGGCCCAUGGGUCCGCAUGUUCCGAAGUGCAAGGCGCUGGGUUGGAUGAUGGUUGGACGCGCAG
Amorphotheca resinae ATCC 22711 is the source of this 4390-nucleotide messenger RNA. RefSeq lists its product as hypothetical. Gene Ontology annotation, biological process: 'de novo' IMP biosynthetic process. The record is from RefSeq and is a predicted model, not a curated record. Gene Ontology annotation, molecular function: phosphoribosylformylglycinamidine synthase activity. Bases 293 to 4375 code for a protein of 1360 amino acids. NCBI's taxonomy places the organism in Eukaryota, Fungi, Ascomycota, Leotiomycetes, Helotiales, Amorphothecaceae. The transcript is spliced from 3 exons.